Molecule: messenger RNA, 6187 nt
Organism: Lymnaea stagnalis (great pond snail)
Lineage: Eukaryota; Metazoa; Mollusca; Gastropoda; Lymnaeidae
Source: the annotation of a GenBank genome assembly
GAAAGUGGAAGUUGAUGAACGCCAAGUUCAAUAACAUCCUUAGACUCACUCGAUUCAUAAUUAAAACUGCGUGCAAACUUAUUGAAGUUAAAAUAUUGUUAAAUUAAAAGGUGUAGCUCACUUAAAUGAGUAAGUAUUUUGUAUGUAUCCCUAAUGAAGGCUAAUGGCACCAAUUCUCUACAUUAGCCAGUAUAUGAAUGUUUUAUUUUUAUUUAAAUCCAAUUCAAUUUGGGGACGGAGCCUUUUCGGGGUGUCUGUGCCAAAAAACGGAGCACUUUUUACGAACUUGGCACUCACAUUGCAAAAAAAUUUAUAAAAAAGAAACUAUUUACAUAUAUCAAACUAGAUAUAUAUUCUUGUAGAAAAUUGAAUAAGCUAAUACAAUAUUUAUAAAUCAAACUGAAAUCUCAACAUUCACUUUUAUGCAAAUGAACUUUCCUGAUUUGCAUAAUUUAUGUGUGGAAUUUUUUGUUAAACUGAGAAUAAACAUGACUUACCUGUGUAAAUUUUUUUGAUGAAGCAUGAAUAGAUCCUAACACAUUUGUUUUGGGAAAUAAGGGACACUCCUGGCACAGAGCACUACUCAUUUUCCUGCCCCUGGGGUACUUUUCGGUUUGCACCCAAUUAUGUUGUUUUUUUUAGCUGGGUGUUACCGAGAAAGUUAUCUGCUUACUUAUUAGUUAUUAUUAGUCUCUCUCACAAACAUUUAAAUGAUAUUUUGUGUAAAAAUUAGCAUAAAGUAUAGUACUCAACUGGGGUGCUUAGCCAUGAGGCAUAUUUAUCGGCUCUAUUUUUUCUCUAUCCAAUUCAGAACCCCUAAUCCUAAACCAAGAAUUCACAACAUUAUCGUAAACAUUAUCAUUUUGAUUGUCUUCGUUACUUUCCUGGUUGUUUUCAUUAGUUUCAGAUUCACUGCUAGGCAGCGAGAAAUCAGAAUCACUAAGCACAAUUUGAUCAAAGUCACUGUCAGACAUGUUUCGAAUUUCAUGAUAUAACUAUACACACACAAAAAAAUUCCUGCACACAAAUAAAUUUAGUUCACUAUCUACGAACGCUGCCAUUACAAUCACGGGAUGUGCAGGAACAGUACAAAUAAAUUUGAUUCGCUGGUACAACGCCAAGCCAGCCAAUCUCUAGGCUCGAUUUAUCGGGCCCAUGGUUCGGUCUUUUGUCUUUCUCGCUAGUCCACCUUGGGCCGAUAGAUCGGUCCUUACGUCCCCAGAGGGUUAAACUAGACUUUUAGUCUAAAUUUAGUCAAAUCAAAUGGAAUAAACAAACAAGUUGACAAGAGUGACCAAUUUUUUAUAACUAAGUAAUAAGUUUUAAUAAGUAUAGAUAAUAAAAAAUAAGAUAAUAAUAGAGUUUAGUAAUGUUAUCAUUCUGACAAAAGGACUGCAUCCCUUUGUUUUUAAAAAAAAAACAUUUCUUAAAACAAAUAAAUCCAGGAAUUUGCCACGAUGGAAGGGCCUAUUUACUAUAAGUUAUUACUAUUACGGUCAAUUUAUACUAUUGGUACCCUGUCUUUUGUAAUUUAUGGUUUUGACAGUUUUUCUGCAAUUGAAUAAUUGUCCUGAAAUUGUGACGGUCUAUAAUUUAAAAUAGCAUAUUUACAGUGCUCAUAAAACCAAAUGUCACCUAAAAAUCUGUGAAAUCCAUAAUUUAUUUUUGAGAAACCUCUGAGUUUUGUCAAUUAUUUCACCCUAGAUAUUCAUAUUGUGGCAGCUGGUAACCCAAGGUAUGACUGAUGCGGGUCAGCAAAAGCACUUUAAGAAAUACUGAUAUACAGUGGAUCAUAAAAGACCACCCCCACCAAAAAGUUCCACCAGAGGCAGUGAGGCAAACCGCCUCCCUUACCGCCUCCCUCCACCCUAUUUUCCUGCUUCCUACACACUUAAUGUACUGCAUUCUUAAAUACUUGAAACUUCCUCCAACUUGUUGGACUGGAGAAUUAUUAAUCCCCUUACAAAUAUUUCUAGCAAAAAUCUGUUCUAAAUUUAGAUGUUUGAUAAUUGUGCUGUGGUUCCAUCUAAUCAGACUUAGGUGCUAAAUCAUUUUUUUUUAGAUGGACUCUUCUUGCCUCCUUUCUAAGUACCUUUCUGAGCAGUAUAACUUGGUAAAGAAAGCAUCUAACUGCUCGCUGCAGAGUCUUGAUUUAACCUUUUCCGCCGCAACAUAUUGUAUACCCUGUCCCUCACGACCAGGUGUAGCACACCAAGACACUUAUUUAUUAUAAUGGCAAAAAAUGUUUCUGGUGAUUCCUAGCAAGUGGGUGGGUUACACACAUUGUCUUAUAUCACACUAAAUGGCUCUCUUUAUGUUAUAUUCUUUUGUACUAAGUUGUAAGUGGCAUGAUUUAGUUGCCUUGAAACCCAACUCCCUUCACAGAUUGUGUAGUAUCUCCCACUGAAAUAAUUCUUCUGUACAUUAAUUAAAAAAUGAUACAAACAAUAGCAGACUGCAUCAACAGGGAAGGCAAGAAAGUAAAAGGAAACAAAUUGCAAGGGACUGAUAUGAUCUAAAUGAAAGCUUUUAUUGGCUGCUUGCUUUACUCUGGAGCUCUUCACCUCAACAGCAUUUCAGUGGAGUUUUUAUUCAGCCCUGUUGAAUGAAAUCCUCUUUUUACAGCAGCAUUUUCAAUAAAGAGGUUCAGCAAACUUCUGAUUCAUAUUGGUUUUGACAACAAGGAUACUAGAUCAAUCAUUUCUGGCUAGUGACAUUUUUGCUCCCAUAAGAAAUGUAUGAGAAGCAUUCCUGGGUAAUUUGGCAAGGUACUUUGUUCCUGGAGAGAACAUCACCGUAGGUGAGCAAUGGUUGGUUUCAGAGGUCUGUGCAGAUUUAUUCAAUAUAUGCCAAGCAAGCCAGACAAAUAUGGAAUAAAAAUCUUCUGGGUCUGUAAAUCAUCUUCAAACUAUCCUCUGAGAGGCUGCCCAUAUCUCGACAAAGAAAAUGCAAGUGCCCUGCCAGCAAAGAGAAAUGUUGGAAUAUCGCCAGAGACUGUGAUUUCUCUCACAACAGACUUCCAUGGAAGUGGCAGCAAUUUCCGAACAGACUGUUAUUUCAUUCCCCUACCAUUUUCAGACCAACUGGCCAAGAACAGACUCACCCUAGUUAGAACAGUGAAAUGUAACAAGAUGUUCCUACCCAAGGGUUUCGAGCAAAAGAAGGCUCUGCCUCUCAACAAAUCAGUGUUUUUUCCAGACUAGAAACAACCAUUUCAAAUAUCGUAGCUCAAAGCAAAAAAAAAUGUGUUGCUCAUGAACACAAUACACAAUCAUCCAGAUAUAGAUAGUGGAACUGAAUGCAAGAAACCAGAGAUUGUGCUCUCAAAAUUAAAGGAGGCAUAUUUGCCUUGAAGGUGAAGGUGUAUGCAAAAAACUAAAAGUAAAAGAUGGUCUUUGGUUGUUUUUUUUCAAUAUUGUUGACUUGGCAUCAAUUGUAGCGAGAGUGGCAUUUAAUAUAAAUAUGGAACUAAGUCACUAUCUCAUGAAGACAACAAACAGUCAAUGUUGAUGUUGCACAUUUCCUCACCCCUCCACAAUUAGAGACAAUCCGUCCCGACGCAUCAAGAUAUUGUGAGGCAGAACAUCAACAGUGUUUUGAAUUCUUUACAAACACUGCAAACAGCUGCCCAAACCACUUCAACUCAGCAAGUUUAUCAAACAUAUUUGCAUAGAAACAUUCUGUUCUUUUAUGUAAGAACUGUGCAAGCUGAACUGCAAAGCCCUUAUUUUCUAUGUGUACAUAUGACUGUUCUGCUUUGAAAUGGUUUGUCAAGUUGAAUAUAUGUUAUUAUUGUCGGUACCCUGGUACCCAAAUCCAGUCAGAAUAUUUAUUUAUUGUCCAAAUUUAAAAUCUAUUUUAUGGCAUGAAUUACAGACUCAAAUAAUCAACAACCAAAAAAAAUGAUCACAAGCCAGUUUAGAAGGUUUGUGCUUCUAUUAAAUUAUGCACGGGUGUGUUACACCCAUUUACUAGGGACUGUAGAAAAAAAAUUUAAACCCCAAAAAAUAAGUCACUUUUGCAUGCUUUAUAAAAUUGCAUCCACCAAGGUGUUCAUUCCAUCUACCUUGUGGAUUAGGUAGAGUAUAAGAUAGAUUAUUAAAAGGAAACUUGAGAUAUCAGCAAUCAAUGUCUGUCUCCUUCUGUAUUACCCCCAGUUGUGGCAGAAAGGGUUAAACAAGAGAAUAACUUACCAAGGACCUUGCAACUUCAAAAAAUGUCUCUGUCUACCCAUGUAGGAUAUUCUUUAUACAAAAUGAACAACUCAUUUUUGCAUUUCAAAGGCAAAACUGCUGACUGAGAUUUAAAGACAGACAUGACCGGAGUAACGGUACUAACAGAAGGCACAAACCAGUUGCUUGACUACAUCAUCCAAAUUGAAGGAGUUGCUGAAGAAAUUUUAGCUGAUCGCAGGGAGAUUAUUGAUUUAGACAGACAGAGAAACAAAACCAGAGAGGCAAUCAGGUAUGUUUAAUAAUGCAUUUUUAAAAAUUAAUUAGUGUUUGGUGGGCUGUGGGGUGGUUUGAAAUUUAUUAAUAAAGUUAUCCCCCUUCUAAUUUUAAGUAAUUAUAAAUAUUAUUUAUCAGUUUUUCUCAAAUUGUUUCCCCCUUGAACAUAGGAGAAACUCCACCUUUAGCACUAAAUAUCCUCUAAUGUCUUAUAGGUACGGUAACAAAAGAUUGCUUUUAGGCAAUCUGACACAUUUCUUCAAAUAAUACUAGCAAAUUACCUGAAGUUAACUUAUGUUUUCAGGAAUGUAAUUUGGCUAAGUUAUUAAAAGAGAGCAUUAGACUUGAACCAUGGACAGAAUAAUGGUGCUUUUUCUAUAUUUAUUUUUUGGUCUGGUUAGGGCAUAUCCAUCUUUUCUUUCUAAAAACAUCCAAACACUUUGAUUUGUACAGUAUGUUGUAAAGCUAUAAUUACAAACAUAUAUUUAUGCAUAACUGAUAUUCUUUACACCACACACUCAUGACCUGAUAACACUUUAAUGGGAUAAUCACGAACUUUGGGAACCAGUGAUAAUUAUGUAUUUUAUUUUUUUUCAAGUACAUCAUUGAUUAUAAUAAAAAAUUAUUAACCAUUUAAAAUAAUAUGAAGUGAAAACAAGGGCGACUUGUCUUUUAUGUUAUUUUGAUCCUAGUAUUAAUAGACCUAUUUAAUAUUGAUUUGGAUUUGUGCAGGGCAUUACAAAAGGAUAAAUCUGCUGAUAAGACUUGGCUAUGUGCUGGAAAAAUGUUUUUGAAGAUAGAAAAGACAAAAGCAAUAAACAUGUUGUCAAAAGGUAUUCAUAUAAUUAUUAUUUAUUUGUAACCACAACAUAACAAGUUAUCAGAUCUUGUUUCGUUUUCUUAAUCAUAUUUUGAAAUAUUUUUUAAAAAUAUUGAAUGUAAGUAUCGAAAAUCAAAUAGAACAAGUUUGUUGAUGUUUUUUGUACAAAAUUCCAUUCUUUAACAUUUUUCUCAUGAUAUUUAAAUUUCAGAUUUUGAUGAACUCGAGAAGGAAAUUAAUAAUGUCCGGUCAGCGCUUAAGCCUAAAGUAAGUAAGCUACGUGACCUUGAAAAGAAAGAAGAUCUCAAGGGAUUUAAUCUGUCUCCACUUUCUGCAACGGAACUGAAAUCUGUUGAGAGUUUGUUAUGAUAAAUUAUGAAUCUGUUGAAAGUUAUUUAUGAUAAUUUUGAAAUCUCGUAAAAGCUUGUUGUAAUUAUUUUGAAUCACUUGGAAAUAUACUAUAAGAAUUUUUAAUGUGUUGAAUGUUCCAUUACAAGUGUUUUAUGUGUUUUUAAACUUUUCAAAUAAUUGUGUAAUAUUUUGAAAAUUAACUGAUUGGUUUUGAACUUGUUCGCUUAAUAUCAAGUUUUGAAAGAAAGUCCAAAUGAGUAUUUUUUUUUGUGUCUAUAUAUUUUGAUUUUAAGUUUAAAUCAUUUUGGUCAAUGCUAUUUCUAAAAAUUUGAAGGUCCAUUAAAAUACAUUUAUUUGUUAAUUUUAGCUCUGCUUACAUUUCUUUUAAAAUCUAGUAUCAACUUUGUUCAUUCAGUUGCCAUUUGUUGUUAUAAAUGCUUAAAAAAAUUAUCUUCUUUGAAAAAUUGACUUUAUGGUUAACUUCUUCUCCCACGUAAUUUAUAUAUUUGAAAUAAUUUCCUAAUUGUUAAUUAAUAAUAUUCUUUUAGUACUUAAGGUCAUAAAUAUA